AUGCUAGACCUAGGUCUCCAUGUGUCUGCGCAUGACUGGAGACGUCCCAAGAAGCCAGGCAGCCUCCUGAACUCCUAUAAAUACGCUCCUCCAGCCCCAAGUCCAAACCAUUCCAUUCCCAAAGCUAGAGAGCACCUGAAAAGCCCAUAUGUUGAGUAUGACUCCGAUGUGGAAAGAUCACGGACGGCUGAGCCGCCAGAUCUUUCGAGGUUCGUGUGGGUACUCUUCCGAGGCAAGGGAAGCUCUGCCGCAGAACCGGUGGUAUGA
This is a messenger RNA of Microthlaspi erraticum, 267 nucleotides long. The record is from the annotation of a GenBank genome assembly. Lineage: Eukaryota; Viridiplantae; Streptophyta; Magnoliopsida; Brassicales; Brassicaceae.